AUGAUCUCGAAGCUGUUGGCGUUUGGUGCUUUUCUUCUCGCCUCUGCCACCGCUGACGUCUUCGACUCUUCUCACUCCAAUAUCUCCAGCGCCGCUAUCGACGAAGACAGGGUCGAAACCGCCGUAUUAAUUGACACUUCCACGACAGAACCCGCCGAUGACGUUCUAUGGAAUGAUUCGGUAUGCAAAGGCCAGAAGUUAGUACUAGCCACGAGCUUGAACCUUCCAGAGGCUGGUAAGAUCUGCCAACCAAUGACUACUCCCUGGGAUGGAACGCUCGAACACGAAUUAGCAGUUUGGGGCUACUCGGAACUUGGGUACUCGGAAGUUAGCGACGCGGAGGAAAACUGUGUCAUGGGGGAAGAAAACCACGGCCUCCAAGAUAUGCUUAAAGAGCUACAUGCAGAUGAUAGGGAUUCACGUGAGGGAGGGGACAACAUCUGUUACACAAUCCAGCAUCAAGACGGUCCUACUUUGGAGAAAGAUGAGAACGGUAAAAUACCAACCGAUCCUAGGAAACAAUACUACAACGUUGAUGGGCGCAGAUACAGGGUUACCACCGCAGAUUUCACCAUUGGUAUAAAUCCAAAAGCUGGUAUUGUCUUCUUUCUUCAACGUGUGAGCCCUGCAAACGCGGCGGUAAAGAUGUGGGGGGUACCUUCCGUCAAGCUGGACAAAUUGCCUGCCCUCAGACAAAGCUCGGAUAUUGCCUGGGGUCUCUGGAACAGGCAUAGCAAAGAAAGCCUGUCCAACAUCAACUACUUCUUCACGGUGGCAAUUGUAAACACGGAAACGCGCAAGAUCAUCAGUAGAGCAAUGGACAAUGCGGGACAGAAGGUUCUGCCGAAGGCGCCAGGAUACACUUUUAGAGCUGGGAAUGAGAACUUUCCUGCUCUACUGGGAUCGCCGAACCUUGUAGCAGUAAUGUAUUUCCUCCUCCAGCACAAGCCUCAGUUUGGCCACAAUCGAUGGGUUACUGAGAUCUGUGUUUUCCUACCGAAUGGGGCUCUGAAUACGGUUUCGAUGCUUGUAAAGGUUGAGCGAGCGCCAGCGCCCCCACCAGUACCUCCUGAGCCCAUUGAAGAUUCAGGUCGCGAGAAGAAAAGGUCGUCCGAAAGUGCGCUAGUCUCACCGCUGAAUGAUGAUAGUUGGAAGGGUGGCGAACGUGCAAAUUCGACGCUCGAGGAGAUGAAUGUGGUUAGAAGACAUAUCAUAUGGGCUUAGACUUAGUCACAGACGAUAGACAUAGGCUUUACACGGUGGGCUCAUAUUAGAUGCUUUGGCAACCCCUAUGAUGAAGCAUCUCAUACAAGGAAAGAACUGAAC
Messenger RNA from Alternaria rosae, 1326 nucleotides. RefSeq lists its product as uncharacterized. The transcript has 3 exons. Bases 1 to 1224 code for a protein of 407 amino acids. Lineage: Eukaryota; Fungi; Ascomycota; Dothideomycetes; Pleosporales; Pleosporaceae. The record is from RefSeq and is a predicted model, not a curated record.